UCUAUACACUAUAAGUUGCAAGAAGUAUGUAUAUAUACAUAGUGAAUGUAUUAAUUGAAAUAUAUUACAUUAGAGAAUUAUUAGGAAUUUGAGAUUACUGAAUUACGAUUAUUAGGGAAUUGCUAUGAAACAUAAAGGUAUAUAUAACAUAAUUCGUAAUUAAAAAUAUCGUUCAAAAAUGAUUCUUUUAGCAUGUAAAUUAUAGUAAUCAAUAUAUAUAAGAGCAUACCUUAUAUGUACUUUUAGUGUCUUCCACUCGAACACAUUGUAAUCUAUCUUUUAUUAACAAACAAUUGAUGUUUCGAUAAAAAGGCAUUUGUUGGAUACAUCGAGCAAGGGACGCACAUGUCGAACAUUUACGAAUUGCUUUGUACCGAAACGAACUGUGAUCCGAUGUUACUUGGUGAAAGUAUAUCAGCUUAUCAUAUUUACUUUCAAAUAAAAAUAGUCGAGAAUUUUGGACUUGGACAAGACGAGCUGCUUUCACAGCUGAUAGGCUAUAUAAUUAUAUCAUUUUUCUUAUCUCUGAUACGAAGAACUGGCGUGACGCGAGCGUACGUAUAAUGCGAUGGAGAGAAAUAGCAAGCCGCGCAACAAGACUAGCCACGUCAAGAUUAGAGAGCGAGAGAAAGAGAUAGGGAGAGAGGGUAUUGGUUUGAAGCAGAUUCGAGCACAGAAGGAAAAGUAGUCCCGAAUAGUCGGUCGUUGUAUUCAUCGAUUACUGGUAGCGACGCGUAGAUCCCGCUAAUACGAGUGAUCACCGGUUCCUGUAAAGAUUAACGCGAGAUCUGGAUUAUACGGCUUAAAGAAACUAUUUACCGAUCGGUGAAUUAUUCCUAAGCAAAAACACGCGAGGAAAAAUAUAUAGACAUGAUGUUCAGAAAAGUCGGGAUGAUAUCUAAAAGAAAGGGAUAUCUUUUGAAUCUGAUCAGUCAGGCCGAGAAAAAUCAUCGAACUAUAACGUCACAAGAAAUUUUCGAACGCGAAUCAAAAUACGGUGCUCACAAUUAUCAUCCACUCCCUGUUGCGUUAUGCAAAGCGGAAGGAGUUUUCAUGUGGGACGUCGAAGGCAAACGCUACUAUGAUUUUCUGAGUGCCUACUCUGCCGUUAAUCAAGGCCAUUGCCAUCCAAGAAUUUACAAGGCUUUGGUCGAACAAGCGAAGGUUUUGACAUUAACUUCGCGGGCUUUUUACUCGGAUGUAUUGGGAGAAUUUGAAGAAUAUAUUACGAAACUUUUCGGGUACGAGAAAUGGCUUCCGAUGAACACAGGAGUAGAAGGUGGCGAAACCGCUUGUAAGCUGGCACGCAGAUGGGGUUACGCGUGCAAAGGUAUACCGCAGUAUCAAGCGAAGAUUGUUUUCGCGGAAGGCAAUUUUUGGGGCAGAACAAUGAGCGCGGUAUCCUCAAGCACGGAUCCAACUAGUUACAGUGGGUUCGGUCCAUUUAUGCCUGGAUUCGAGCUCGUUCCGUACGACGAUCUUACGGCGCUUCAACAGGUUUUAGCCGACCCUCAGGUUUGUGCUUUCAUGGUGGAACCUAUUCAAGGCGAAGCUGGCGUCGUCGUACCGAAGGACGGCUAUCUGAAGGGUGUGAGAGAAUUAUGUACGAAGCACAACGUUUUAUGGAUCGCCGACGAGGUGCAAACUGGUUUGGCAAGGACAGGAAAACGAUUGGCAGUAGAUCACGAAAAUGUAAAACCAGACAUUUUGAUCCUUGGAAAGGCCCUGUCCGGUGGUUUCUAUCCAGUUUCUGGUGUAUUCGCCAACGAUUCGGUGAUGUUAACUAUAAAGCCUGGCGAACAUGGCUCGACUUAUGGUGGCAACCCUCUAGGAUGUAAAGUCGCCCUUGAAGCGCUUCGCGUGCUCGAGGAAGAAAAACUAGCGGAAAAUGCUGAAAGGCUCGGACAUAUUCUCAGGAAGGAGCUUGGAAAAUUACCAAAGGAUGUGGUUACUCUUCCGAUCACGAGAUCACGAAUCUUCGGUUUAACGAAAGAAGUAGAGCUGAAGAGAUUUCUGAGUUCGCAAGAGUUGAUCGAUCGUGAUAAUAUGUAUGGUGGUAGACAUUUCAAGCCACUUCCGGUAGUUCUUUCAAGAGGCGAAGGCGUCUAUUUGUGGGACGUCGAAGGGAAACGAUAUCUCGAUUUUUUGGCCGGUUUCUCAACAGUGAAUCAAGGUCAUUGUCAUCCACGUUUGGUGAAAGUAAUGAGAGAACAAGUGGGAAAGCUCGCUCACACGUCUAGAGCUUUUUAUUCGGAGCCUCACGGUGCACUAGGAGAAUAUCUGUCGAAGCUUCUGGGGUGGGACAAAUUCUUGCCGAUGAAUACUGGAGUCGAAGCAGGUGAUACUGCCAUUAAGGUUGCUAGGCGUUGGGCUUACAGAGUAAAGAAGAUACCUCCGGAACAAGCAACCGUGGUCUUCGCGAAAGGGAACUUCUGGGGACGUUCUAUAGCCGCGCUGUCUGCAUCUACGGAUUCAAAUUGUUACACCGAUUUUGGACCUUACGUUCCUCGCUUCGACAAAGUACCGUACAAUGACCUCAACGCUUUAGAAGAAAAAUUUAAGCAGGAUCCAACUGUUUGCGCUUACAUGAUGGAACCAAUUCAAGGAGAAGCGGGUGUCAUAAUACCUAAUGAUGGCUACUUGAAAGGUGUACGAGACCUGUGCGACAAAUACAAUGUGUUAUGGAUCGCUGACGAAGUACAAACUGGUUUAUGCAGAACGGGCAAACGAUUGGCGGUAGAUCACGAAAAUCAACGGCCGGAUAUUCUCGUGCUAGGAAAGGCAUUGUCUGGCGGAUUGUAUCCUGUUUCCGGUAUUUUAGCGGACGAACAGAUAAUAAUGUGCCUAGAAACUGGAUCUCACGGUAGCACUUUCGGUGGAAGUCCGCUUGGUAACAGAGUCGCUAUAGAAGCAGUUAAAAUUUUAGAGGAAGAAAGUCUUGCAGAGAAUGCGAGUAAGCUUGGGGAAAUUCUACGGAAAGAAUUAGGAAAACUUCCGAAAGACAUAGCGGUAGAAUUUAGAGGUCGAGGUUUAUUGGCUGGCUUAGUAAUUAAUAAAGACUUCGCCGAAGGAUGGGAUAUUUGUUUAAGACUGAAAGAAGCAGGUUUGUUGUCGAGACCUGCUCAUGGUCAAAUAUUAAGGAUAUCGCCACCACUUACUAUUACGAAAGAACAACUUGAAGAAGGUCUCGAUAUACUCACCACUGUCCUCAGAAAUUACAAAUAAAUUAGUUAUCGUUACAUGGAUAACUCUUCUAUAAUACGAGAGCUACCCUAUAAUACGAGGAAAAUGUCGUGUUAUAAAAAUCGCAUUAUGCCAGACGCAAAAUAUACGCAAAAAGUGAAUUUAUUUUCUAAAAGCGAUUCCUUUAAUUAUUCUUUCGAAUUAAUCUUUUAAAAAUAUUAUGAUAAUAAUUUUUUUAAAAAAGAGUAAUAGAGUAGAGCCUUAGUAAUUUAAAUCUCUAAAAAAUUAAUAUUUUAUUCAUUGCUUUUCUCAUUGCUUAAAAAAGCAAUAAGUUUAUACAUAUCUACAUCUCGCA
Messenger RNA from Bombus pyrosoma, 3538 nucleotides. It is a transcript of the gene Oat, whose product is annotated as ornithine aminotransferase, mitochondrial. Lineage: Eukaryota; Metazoa; Arthropoda; Insecta; Hymenoptera; Apidae. Gene Ontology annotation, molecular function: identical protein binding; L-ornithine transaminase activity; pyridoxal phosphate binding. Bases 871 to 3225 code for a protein of 784 amino acids. The transcript is spliced from 12 exons. The record is from RefSeq and is a predicted model, not a curated record. Gene Ontology annotation, cellular component: cytoplasm.